Molecule: messenger RNA, 935 nt
Organism: Prunus persica (peach)
Lineage: Eukaryota; Viridiplantae; Streptophyta; Magnoliopsida; Rosales; Rosaceae
Product: photosystem I reaction center subunit XI, chloroplastic
Exons: 2
Coding region: 178-834 (218 amino acids)
Biological process (GO): photosynthesis
Cellular component (GO): chloroplast thylakoid membrane; photosystem I; photosystem I reaction center
Source: RefSeq, a predicted model, not a curated record
AGUUCCACCUCAUCCAAUGGAAUCAGAGGGUUCUCUGAGCACCACAAGACAACAUCCUUGACGCUUGCCUGCCUGCCUGCCUGCCGAUGCAAAACUCAAAAUAUUACUUGUUUCACUCUCUCUGCUCUGCCACUCCUACCCACCAAUAUUUGCUUGUCUUUGGACCAAAGCAAAGUCAUGGCCUCUGCUUCACCAAUGGCCAGCCAGCUCAAAUCCAACUUCACCUCCCCAAUCACUAGACCUGCUUUGGUUUCACCCAAAGGCCUCUCUGCCUCUCCCCUAAGCCUCUUGCCUUCUAAAAGACUCUCUUCCUUCACCAUCAAGGCCGUCCAAUCUGACAAGCCAACUUUCCAAGUGAUUCAGCCCAUCAAUGGUGAUCCCUUCAUUGGAAGCCUGGAGACUCCAGUGACAUCUAGCCCAUUGAUUGCCUGGUACUUGUCCAACCUCCCAGCCUACAGGACUGCUGUGAGCCCACUUCUCAGGGGUAUUGAGGUGGGCCUGGCUCAUGGGUUCUUGCUGGUGGGCCCAUUCGUCAAGGCUGGUCCAUUGAGGAACACACCCUAUGCUGGGGGAGCUGGCUCCUUGGCUGCUGCGGGUCUUGUGGUCAUAUUGAGCCUUUGCUUGACAAUCUAUGGAAUUUCAUCCUUCAAGGAAGGAGACCCAUCCACAGCUCCUGCUUUGACCCUAACUGGCCGGAAAAAGGAGCCCGAUCAGCUUCAAACCGCCGAGGGAUGGGCCAAAUUCACCGGCGGCUUCUUCUUCGGAGGCAUUUCAGGUGUUACUUGGGCCUACUUCCUCCUCUAUGUUGUAAACCUUCCUUACUACGUCAAGUAGGUUUGCUUAUUUUAUUUGCUUCAAACUGUAAUGACUCAUGUAAUGAAUGAUGUAAGCUAUAUUGUUUGUGAAGAUCUAUCUAUAUUCUUUAUGUUUACCAA